AUGAUUUCAACUACGAUUUCAGCUACGAUUUCAACUACGAUUUCAGCUACGAUUUCAACUACGAUUUCAGCUACGAUUUCAACUACGAUUUCAGCUACGAUUUCAACUACGAUUUCAGCUACGAUUUCAACUACGAUUUCAACUACGAUUUCAGCUACGAUUUCAACUACGAUUUCAGCUACGAUUUCAACUACGAUUUCAACUACGAUUUCAACUACGAUUUCAAUUACGAUUUCAACUACGAUUUCAACUACGAUUUCAACUACGAUUUCAGCUACGAUUUCAACUACGAUUUCAACUACGAUUUCAGCUACGAUUUCAGCUACGAUUUCAGCCACGAUUUCAGCUACGAUUUCAGCCACGAUUUCAGCUACGAUUUCAGCCACGAUUUCAACUACGAUUUCAACCAGUUCGUGA
Molecule: messenger RNA, 417 nt
Organism: Eriocheir sinensis (Chinese mitten crab)
Lineage: Eukaryota; Metazoa; Arthropoda; Malacostraca; Decapoda; Varunidae
Product: streptococcal hemagglutinin-like
Exons: 1
Coding region: 1-417 (138 amino acids)
Source: RefSeq, a predicted model, not a curated record